This is a messenger RNA of Thecamonas trahens ATCC 50062, 490 nucleotides long. Its product is annotated as UPF0459 protein C19orf50. Gene Ontology annotation, cellular component: BORC complex. Lineage: Eukaryota; Apusomonadida; Apusomonadidae. The coding region runs from base 26 to 490 and encodes 154 amino acids. Gene Ontology annotation, biological process: lysosome localization. The transcript is spliced from 2 exons. The record is from RefSeq and is a predicted model, not a curated record.
GCUGUGGUCGAGCGAGGAGGGCAACAUGGGCGACGAGGCGGCGCGGGCAGGGACCGCAGCAGGGCCAACGGCAGUGACAGCGACAGGAACAGGAGCAGGGACAGAGACAAAGUCGGCCGGGGAGAAGCUGGGGUGUGCGCUGGGACGGCUGGUGGACAAGGACGAAGUGGACGGGGUGCUUGCGGCGCAGGAGGCGUCGCUUGAGCGGUACCGGGCGACCAACGCGGUGCUGGAGCAGUUCAACGCAGAGGUGGCGGCGGCACAGGGAAAGCAGGUCAAGGCCCUCGAGAGCUACACCAAGCUUCUACGGGAGAUGAAAAAGGACUUGGACAACAUCUUCAAGCGCUGCCGCUCACUGAGAAGCAAGCUCGACGACAAGUUCCCGCUGGUCGUCGCCGCCGACCCCAACGCCCUCAUCCUAGAUCCCGACGACGAUGAUGAGGGCGACCUGAGUGGCGAGCCGGGCGAGGCCGUGGGUGGCUGGUGCUGA